AUGUUGCGGCCACGUCGUCUUCAUGGAUUGUGCCGCCUUCUCAAUCCCCGCGGCAGCAGCCGUUUGCUAACCUCUGGCGCCCCACCGCGUCCUCGAAUCUCUUCAAGGACGCCGCCCAAGCUGCCGCAAACCAGGGCCAAAAAGACGACAACCACUGUCAAGCUGUCGGAUCUGCCUCAAGGGCCCCUUCGCGCCGAGCAGACGGCGACGCCCGCAGAGGACGAGCAGCAGGAUGCGCCGGCAUACCCGACCGUUGUGCUUCAGGCACGGCGCAACAUGCGCGAGUUUGACAAUUGCGUCUUGCUCACCCGCGUCGGCAGCUUCUACGAGCUCUACUUUGAGCAUGCCGAAGAGUACGCGCCCCUGCUCAACCUUAAGCUGGCUACCAAGAAGACGAAUGCCGGCCCCGUUCCCAUGGCCGGCUUCCCCUUCUUCCAGCUGGACCGCUUCCUCAAGAUCCUGGUCCAGGAUCUGAACCGCUACGUCGCCAUCGCCGACGAGUUCCCCAACAACGCAGCCGACAAGGUCAAGUCGGGGGGCUUGAUGCAUGACCGCAGAGUGGCUCGCAUCAUCACCCCCGGCACCCUCAUCGACGAAAACUUCAUGGAUCCCUACGCCAACAACUAUGUCCUGGCCAUUCAUGUCUCCGUCACCUCGCUGCCUCUGGGUCUCGCUUGGCUUGACCUGUCCACGGGCCACUUCUUCACCCAGGCCGCUGAUCUGGCUUCCCUGCCAUCUGUCCUGUCCCGGAUAGCCCCUAGCGAGGUCGUCCUCGACCAAGAUUUUCAGGGGCAAAAGGACCACGACAUCUUCUCCAUCUUGGCUGAUGACCGGCACCUCGUCACUUACUCGCCCCAGGGCGGCCUUGCCGACAUCGGCGAGUGGACAGCCCUGCUCGAGGCAGAGGUGCCCGAGAGCACGCGAGAGAGCUUUACCGAUCAAGAGGUCCUAGCCGGCGGCCUGGUGCUCAAUUACGUCAAGGAUCGUUUGCGGGGCCUGUCGAUGAAACUCCAGCCUCCGCUGCGGCAUGAGAACAUGCAGAUUAUGAACAUUGACAAGAACAGCAUGCGCGCACUUGAGAUACGGCAAACCAUCCGAGACGGCUUCUUCCGCGGCAGUCUGCUCCACGCCAUUCGGCGCACGGCGACUAAGAGCGGCGCCCGGCUUCUCGGCGAGUGGCUCAGCGCACCCUCGACAUCUCUUGACGUUAUCAACGGGCGCCAGGACCUCGUCGCCCGGUUCAUCGCCGCCGACGACCUCCGAGACUCCAUCAUCCUGCUCCUUCGCCGGAGCCACGACUCGCAGCGUCUGGUCCAAAAGUUUGCCCUGGGUCGGGGUGACGCAGACGACUUGCUGGCCCUGGCCAACACCAUCCUUGCUACCCAAGACAUUGUCGUCCUCCUCAUGCAGACGGCAGUCCCGACCAGUCAAGCGUCAGAAGUAGACUGUCUGAACUCUCUCAUUUCUCGCUUCGACCUCGAGCAGCCUCUCAAGCUUGCGCGCCGUAUCAAGAACGCCAUUGAUGAGGAGAGCAUUGUUCAUCAGCACGAGGCAGAGGAGUCUGAGGCGAGCCAGAUGAUGGCCCUAGCAGAGGAAAUCGUCGCCUCAGAAGGGACCCGAGAGGACGCGUCUGUGCUGCCCAAGGGGAGGAAGAAGCGCCCGUCGUCCAUCAGGGAGCACUACGGAGAGGACAACGAGGCCUGGAUUAUGAAGCCGACCGCCAGUGCCGUUCUCAAAAGGCUCCAUGCUGAGCUCGACUGCCUUUUGGAGGAGAAGGUUCAGCUCGGCGAGAAUCUGCGGCAGCGUCUUGGUGCCUCGAGUCUCACCCUCAGAUGGAACCACGGCCUGGGCCACAUUGCCCACAUCAAGGGCAAGGACACGCAGAACCUCGCCGAGAUCAAGGCGCUCUCCUACAGCCGAUCGACGCGCUCCUUCCACCUCCCCGAGUGGACCGCUCUCGGCCAGCGCCUCGACCAGGCGCGCCUCCAGAUCCGGCGCGAGGAGCAGCGCGUGUUCCAGGCCCUGCGCGAGCGCGUGGUGCGCAAUCUGGUCAAGCUGCGCCGCAACGCCGCCGUGCUCGACGAGCUCGACAUUGCCACGUCCUUUGCCAAGCUCGCCAACGAGCGCGGCCUGGUGCGCCCGCGCCUCAACAGCUCGGCCGGCCACACCAUCAUCGGCGGGCGGCAUCCGACGGUCGAGGGCGGCUUGCUCGAGCAGGGGCGGACCUUUGUGCGCAACGACUGCGUCGUCGGGGCCCCUUCGGGCGGCUUCCUAUGGCUCAUCACCGGACCCAACAUGGCGGGCAAGAGCACCUUUCUCCGCCAAAACGCCCUCAUCACCAUCCUCGCCCAGAUCGGGUGCUACGUGCCGGCUUCGUACGCCGAGCUGGGCAUCGUCGACGCCAUUUUCAGCCGCGUGGGCUCGGCCGACAACCUGUACCGCGACCAAAGCACGUUCAUGGUGGAGAUGCUAGAGACGGCGCAGAUCCUCAAGCAGGCCACGCCGCGGUCCUUUGUCAUCAUGGACGAAAUUGGACGGGGCACCACGCCCGAGGACGGCACGGCCGUGUCGUAUGCCUGUCUUCACCAUCUCGUGACGGUCAACCAGUGCCGGACACUGUUCGCGACGCACUUUCACGGCGUCGUGGACCUCGCCACGAAGGAGGGGCUCUGCGGACCGAAUGGUGGAGCCGUGCAGACGUACUGUACCGACGUCGAGGAGGAUGGCAAGGGGGGGUUUGUCUACGUGCACAAGCUACGGAAGGGCGUCAACCGCCACAGUCACGCGCUCAAGGUCGCAAGGCUGGCCGGCCUGCCUGAGCGUGCCAUUGACGUCGCGCAUCGGGUUCUGGCCCAAAGCGACGAGGGCGACUUGUGCGGCACGAAGAACGCCGUAGACUAG
Molecule: messenger RNA, 2901 nt
Organism: Hirsutella rhossiliensis
Lineage: Eukaryota; Fungi; Ascomycota; Sordariomycetes; Hypocreales; Ophiocordycipitaceae
Product: mutS family protein
Exons: 3
Coding region: 1-2901 (966 amino acids)
Biological process (GO): mismatch repair
Cellular component (GO): nucleus
Molecular function (GO): mismatched DNA binding; ATP-dependent DNA damage sensor activity; ATP binding
Source: RefSeq, a predicted model, not a curated record